UCUAUGGGCCCUGGCUGAGGUGGAGCCCCGAUGCUGGCCCGGAGGAAGCCAGUCCUGCCGGCACUCACCAUCAAUCCCACCAUCGCUGAGGGUCCGUCCCCGACCAGCGACGGCACGUCCGAAGCGAACCUGGUGGACCUGCACAAGAAGCUUGAGGAGCUUGAGUUAGACGAGCAGCAGAGGCGGCGCCUGGAGGCCUUCCUCACCCAGAAGGCCAAGGUCGGCGAGCUCAAGGAGGAUGACUUUGAAAGGAUCUCAGAGCUGGGGGCCGGCAAUGGCGGCGUGGUCACCAAGGUGCGGCACCGGCCCUCGGGGCUUAUCAUGGCCAGGAAGCUGAUCCACCUAGAGAUCAAGCCGGCCACCCGGAACCAGAUCAGCCGUGAGCUGCAGGUGCUGCAUGAGUGCAACUCGCCCUACAUCGUGGGCUUCUACGGGGCCUUCUACAGCGACGGCGAGAUCAGUAUAUGCAUGGAGCACAUGGACGGCGGCUCCCUGGACCAGGUGCUGAAGGAGGCCCAGAGGAUUCUGGAAGAGAUCCUGGGCAAAAUCAGCAUUGCGGUCCUCCGGGGUCUGGCGUAUCUCCGAGAGAAAGACCAAAUCAUGCAUCGAGAAGUAAAGCCCUCCAACAUUCUGGUCAACUUCCGGGACCAGAUCAAGCUGUUCGACUUCGGCGUCAGCGGGCAGCUCAUCGACUCCAUGGCCAACUCCUUCGUGGGCACCCGCUCCUACAUGUCUCCGGAGCGGCUACAGGGCACCCACUACUCGGUGCAGUCGGAUAUCUGGAGCAUGGGCCUGUCCCUGGUGGAGCUGGCCAUCGGCAGGUAUCCCGUUCCCCCACUGGAUGCCAAGGAGCUCGAGGCCACGUUCGGCUGGCCCAUGGUGGACGCGGCGGACACAGAGCCUCACAGCACCUCACCUCGCCCACGGCCCCCAGGACGCCCCGUCAGCGGUCACGGGGUGGACAGCCGGCCAGCCAUGGCCAUCUUCGAACUACUGGACUACAUGGUGAAUGAGCCACCUCCCAAACUGCCCAGUAGCGUGUUCACCGCCGACUUCCAGGAGUUUGUAAAUAAAUGCCUCAUCAAGAACCCGGCAGAACAAGCAGACCUCAAGAUGCUCAUGAACCACACCUUCAUCAAGCGGUCCGAGGUAGAGGAAGUGGACUUUGCUGGCUGGCUUUGUGAGACCCUGCGGCUGAAGCAGCCCAGUACGCCCACGCACUUGGCCGUGUGACCGCUCCAUGGACCUUGGUUUCCUCUGCACCCAGGCCUUGCAACAGGCCCUGGGGAGGGGGGCGCUGCUCGCUGUCUCUGGGACCUGCCUCCUUGGGGUUCGCCAACAACGGAACCUGCA
This is a messenger RNA of Ochotona princeps (American pika), 1353 nucleotides long. Its product is annotated as dual specificity mitogen-activated protein kinase kinase 2-like. Lineage: Eukaryota; Metazoa; Chordata; Mammalia; Lagomorpha; Ochotonidae. Bases 31 to 1233 code for a protein of 400 amino acids. Gene Ontology annotation, biological process: protein phosphorylation. The transcript has a single exon. The record is from RefSeq and is a predicted model, not a curated record. Gene Ontology annotation, molecular function: protein kinase activity; ATP binding.